Messenger RNA from Danaus chrysippus (African queen), 204 nucleotides. The record is from the annotation of a GenBank genome assembly. NCBI's taxonomy places the organism in Eukaryota, Metazoa, Arthropoda, Insecta, Lepidoptera, Nymphalidae.
AUGAUUUUCAUAAAACUAUCGUUUAUAACGUUCUUAUUGUUGACAGUUGGUCUGUUUGUGAGCGGGAUGCGUCCUCCGGAGAAUUCGGUACAUCAUUUCGUGAAGCGUUCCUUGGCCAAAGACGGAGAGUAUGUAAGAGCUGCCUACGAAAACGCGUUCGAGGGACCUCACAGACUGAGAGGCGUACCUGGGUUCUUGCACUAA